Molecule: messenger RNA, 1531 nt
Organism: Hyaloscypha bicolor E
Lineage: Eukaryota; Fungi; Ascomycota; Leotiomycetes; Helotiales; Hyaloscyphaceae
Product: glutamine synthetase/guanido kinase
Exons: 2
Coding region: 79-1446 (455 amino acids)
Molecular function (GO): glutamine synthetase activity
Source: RefSeq, a predicted model, not a curated record
AUCUGCCUAAACUCGAUAUAAGAUCGUCAAAACAUCCCGAUCCCUAAGCCUCAAGUUGACUAAACAAUUGAAACCAUCAUGGGUUCCACAAUUGACCUCCCUCAGAGGCCAUCGGUUGAUGCUCUUACCACAUUUCUCAAAUCAAACCCGGAGAUCGAAUUCCUCCGCUACCAAUGGCUCGACAUUGGAAAUGUCCAAAGACUCAUCGUAGUCACAAAGGAACACGCCCUCAGCCUCGGCAACAAGCCACUGAAAGUCAGCUGCCUCUGUUUCGGAGUCUUGCCGGACGACAGCUUCAAUACGACUCGCUUCAAGCCCGCCGGCUACGAUGAGCUGUAUCCAGACUGGCAAAGUCUUCGUCUCUGUACUUAUAUCGGAAAUGGGAAGAAAUACGCAAACGCGAUGUGCUUUGUGAAAGAACAGAGCCGAAACUUUCCAGCAUGGGAGCGAGAUCCUCGUAGUCUGCUUCAGGGCGCACUUCAGCGGGCAGAAGUAGAUCUCGACAUGCGCUUCCUCAUCGGAUAUGAAAUCGAAUUCUACCUCUCCGAUGAUUCGAACAGGGAAGCAACCCGCCCCUUCGAGCAUUUCAACCAAUUCUAUGGAGCUGCCGCUUUGAGAGAUAACAGAGUUUUGACAGUCUUGGAAGAAAUCGUUCAAGCACUGUUGAACGCUGGCAUCAGAGCUACACACUUUCAUAGCGAGAUUGGUCAUGGCAUGUUUGAGAUCCCAACAGGUCCACUUAGACCUAUCGACGCUGUUGAUGCGCUUGUCUUCUGCAAGGAUGCAGUUCAGACGAUCGCUCACAAGCAUGGCUUCACUGCAACUUGUUUCCCGAAGCCUGAAAUGAGUCCCUCGCCAGUUGCGGUAGGAGCGCACACCCAUUUCUCCAUUGAUGGUGCUACCCAGAAAAUCGCCGAUAGUUUCCUAGCGGGCAUAUUGGAUAACUUGCCGGCGCUGUGUGCUUUCAGCAUGCCCAACUUUGACAGCUACCACCGUAUUGGUGGGUACAGGGGUACAAUUGGGAGCUGGGUCGGUUGGGGAACUGAGGAUAAAGAUGUUGCGAUUCGGAAGAUCUCAGGGAGGACCGGGUACUGGGAAAUCCGCACCGCCGAUCAGAUGGCCAACAUGUAUUACACGCUUGCUGCUUGGAUUACUGCUGGUUGCGAUGGCGUAAAGAAGCAAAUGGAACUGCGAUGGAAAGAUCCACCGAGUUUGGUGGCCACGAUGACACCAGAGCAGGUGGCGGGAAUGGGCUGGGAUACCAAAUUGCCUUUGUCGCUUGAAGAUGCACUCAAUUCUCUUGAGACUGCCGUGGGAUCUCACGUAUUGGAUGAUCUAGGAAUUCAUUUCUUGAACAUGUAUCUUGAUUUCAAAAGACUGGAGGCGAAGCAGGCGAGUGAGAAGACCGAAGAGGUGAGAUUGAAGGUGCUUUCAAAGAUUUUUUGAGUUUAUUCAACGGGAAUAUGGACAUUUUCCUAGCCACUCUCCGCUAGCUAGAUUAGAAGACUUAUCAAAUAUUUGUCUCUCAUGC